ACCGCCGCCCAGUUUCGGUUCCUAACAAAAGCACGUUCCUCAUCAGCCACCCAUAAUCAAGACCAAUUUGCCAAAUAAAUCAUUGUAGAAACGCUAGUUUGGGCCUGAAAAAUUCCAGGAGCAAGAGUCAAGAUUUGUCACUCCAUGAGGAUCUGGAGGGGACUCCCUGCCCAGAAACUUGGCGAUGAAGUGCUGGUUGUAAUUUUAGAAAGACACCCAAUCGGCUUUUUUAAAAGAUCGCCCAGGGCCCUCGUCCUGAGAGCUGGGAGCUGGUCGGAGUGACAGAGAAGCCAUGGAAGCAGCUGUGAAAGAGGAAAUAAGUGUUGAAGAUGAAGCUGUAGAUAAAAACAUUUUCAGAGACUGUAACAACAUUGCAUUUUACAGGCGUCAGAAACAGUGGCUUUCCAAGAAGUCCACCUAUCAGGCAUUACUGGACUCAGUCACAACAGAUGAAGACAGCACCAGGUUCCAAAUCAUCAAUGAAGCAAGUAAGGUUCCUCUCCUGGCUGAAAUUUGUGGUAUAGAAGGAAACAUUUUCAGGCUUAAAAUUGACGAAGAGACUCCUCUAAAACCCAGGUUUGAAGUUCCUGAUGUCCUCACAAGCAAGCCAAGCACUGUAAGGCUGAUUUCAUGCUCAGGGGACACAGGCAGUCUGAUAUUGGCAGAUGGAAAAGGAGACCUGAAGUGCCAUGUCACAGCAAACCCAUUCAAAGUAGACUUGGUGUCUGAAGAAGAGGUUGUGAUUAGCAUAAAUUCCCUGGGCCAAUUAUAUUUUGAGCAUCUACAGAUUCUUCACAAACAAAGAGCUGCUAAAGAAAAUGAGGAGGAGGCAUCAGUGGACACCUCUCAGGAAAAUCAAGAAGAUCUGGGCCUGUGGGAAGAGAAAUUUGGAAAAUUUGUGGAUAUCAAAGCUAAUGGCCCUUCUUCUAUUGGUUUGGAUUUCUCCUUGCAUGGAUUUGAGCAUCUUUAUGGGAUCCCACAACAUGCAGAAUCACACCAACUUAAAAAUACUGGUGACGGAGAUGCUUACCGUCUUUAUAACCUGGAUGUCUAUGGAUACCAAAUAUAUGAUAAAAUGGGCAUUUAUGGUUCAGUACCUUAUCUCCUGGCCCACAAACUGGGCAGAACUAUAGGUAUUUUCUGGCUGAAUGCCUCAGAAACACUGGUGGAGAUCAAUACAGAGCCUGCAGUAGAGUACACACUGACCCAGAUGGGCCCAGUUGCUGCUAAACAAAAGGUCAGAUCUCACACUCAUGUGCACUGGAUGUCAGAGAGUGGCAUCAUUGAUGUUUUUCUGCUGACAGGACCUACACCUUCUGAUGUCUUCAAACAGUACUCACACCUUACAGGCACACAAGCCAUGCCCCCUCUUUUCUCUUUGGGAUAUCACCAGUGCCGCUGGAACUAUGAAGAUGAGCAGGAUGUAAAAGCAGUGGAUGCAGGGUUUGAUGAGCAUGACAUUCCUUAUGAUGCCAUGUGGCUGGACAUAGAGCACACUGAGGGCAAGAGGUACUUCACCUGGGACAAAAACAGAUUCCCAAACCCCGAGAGGAUGCAAGAGCUGCUCAGGAGCAAAAAGCGUAAGCUUGUGGUCAUCAGUGAUCCCCACAUCAAGAUUGAUCCUGACUACUCAGUAUAUGUGAAGGCCAAAGAUCAGGGCUUCUUUGUGAAGAAUCAGGAAGGGGAAGACUUUGAAGGGGUGUGUUGGCCAGGUCUCUCCUCUUACCUGGAUUUCACCAAUCCCAAGGUCAGAGAGUGGUAUUCAAGUCUUUUUGCUUUCCCUGUUUAUCAGGGAUCUACGGACAUCCUCUUCCUUUGGAAUGACAUGAAUGAGCCUUCUGUCUUUAGAGGGCCAGAGCAAACCAUGCAGAAGAAUGCCAUUCAUCAUGGCAAUUGGGAGCACAGAGAACUCCACAACAUCUACGGUUUUUAUCAUCAAAUGGCUACUGCAGAAGGACUGAUACAACGAUCUAAAGGGAAGGAGAGACCCUUUGUUCUUACACGUUCUUUCUUUGCUGGAUCACAAAAGUAUGGUGCCGUGUGGACAGGCGACAACACAGCAGAAUGGAGCAACUUGAAAAUUUCUAUCCCAAUGUUACUCACUCUCAGCAUUACUGGGAUCUCUUUUUGUGGAGCUGACAUAGGCGGGUUCAUUGGGAAUCCAGAGACAGAGCUGCUAGUGCGUUGGUACCAGGCCGGAGCCUACCAGCCCUUCUUCCGUGGCCAUGCCACCAUGAACACCAAGCGACGAGAGCCCUGGCUCUUUGGGGAGGAAUACACCCGACUCAUCCGAGAAGCCAUCAGAGAGCGCUAUGGCCUCCUGCCAUAUUGGUAUUCUCUGUUCUACCAUGCACACGUGGCUUCCCAACCUGUCAUGAGGCCUCUGUGGGUAGAGUUCCCUGAUGAACUAAAGACUUUUGAUAUGGAAGAUGAAUACAUGCUGGGGAGUGCAUUAUUGGUUCAUCCAGUCACAGAACCAAAAGCCACCGCAGUUGAUGUGUUUCUUCCAGGAUCAAAUGAGGUCUGGUAUGACUAUAAGACAUUUGCUCAUUGGGAAGGAGGGUGUACUGUAAAGAUCCCAGUAGCCUUGGACACUAUUCCAGUGUUUCAGCGAGGUGGAAGUGUGAUACCAAUAAAGACAACUGUAGGAAAAUCCACAGGCUGGAUGACCGAAUCCUCCUAUGGACUCCGGGUUGCUCUAAGCACUAAGGCUUCUUCAGUGGGUGAGUUAUAUCUUGACGAUGGCCAUUCAUUCCAAUACCUCCACCAGAAGCAAUUUUUGCACAGGAAGUUUUCAUUCUGUUCCAGUGUUCUGAUCAAUAGUUCUGCUGACCAGAGGGGUCAUUAUCCCAGCAAGUGUGUGGUGGAGCAGAUCUUGGUCUUAGGCUUCAGGAAGGAGCCAUCUUCUGUGACUACCCACUCAUCUGAUGGUAAAGAUCAGCCUGUGGCUUUUACGUAUUGUACCAAAACAUCCACCCUGAGCCUGGAGAAGCUCUCGCUCAACAUUGCCACUGACUGGGAGGUCCGCAUCAUAUGACAAAGAACAGCCCCUGGUGAUGUGAGCAGGGACCUGCCUGCCCCUUUCAACUUUUCCCCUCGCCUUUUUUGAGAUUUUUGCUGCAAUCUGUUUGCCUUCCCUGAAUCAAAAUAAUCUUUCAUUCGUCACCAUUAUACUAAUGAACAAUAGAUUUCAUGUUUUAAAAUUUCAGAUUUUACAUGUUAAGAUGUACUAACAAUGUUCCUUGUAUCAAACAUCUCCUUUUCUCCCGGAUACAUAGCCCUGAGACAUUUAUAGCGUUCAGGAGUCUUCUGUUGCUUCCAUUCCUUCAGCAGGGCUGCGUGGGUCUGUUUUAAUGUGGGCCAAGCCUACCUGGGCAGCCCAUUUGCCAGGGCUUGCCUCAGGCCAUGCAGCAUUGGCGCUCUGGCUGCAGCAGCUGAGUUGCUCAAGGCCAGUCUCCAAGUGCACAGCAGCCUCUGGUAUUCCCCCCAGUUAUCUUCCACCCACAUGGACUGGGCAGAGCAGCCCUCUUCUGUGUGCACUGCAUACGCUGCAGCAGUGGUGAAUUAUUCUCCCCUAGAGAUCAAUUUGGCAGUACGAAGGAUUCUUUUCUCUUUCAUGCUUCUCAGGCUCAAUAGUUUCUAAUUAAUCUUAAAAUCCAUGUCUUUUAAAUUGUUUUUUUAAUUAAGUGCUGUUUACUAACCAAAUAAUAUUUAUAACAUGAGUAAGCUAUAAUUAAUAACAAUGGAAUAAUUACCCAUGUACCCACCACUGGACUUCAGAAGUAGAACUCAUGACUGGGACUAGGAUGAGGCAAGGGAGACCCUGGCCUUGGGCACAAAAUGUAAGGGAUGCCAAAAAAUACAGUAAUCCAAGUAAGUAAGGUUUCAAUCCAAUAUUUUUAAAAAUCAGAAUUAGUGCAAAAAAAAACCAUGAUGAACAAAAUAUAAAAAUUUAAAAUAAAGACAGGAUUAGUAUUACUGAGUUUUUCUUUUGUCCCAGGCUCUAAUAUGGCUUGGCAUGGGGCAGAACAUUACAACAUACCAGUCGUGUCAUGGUGCCCAAGGCUCUGCAGACCUCAGUGGCUCCCUGCUGCCUGCCACAGCAUCUGUUUUGGCAGCCUCAACUCCUCAGCACUCCUCAGCACACACCUCUUCUUAUCAGGCUUCCUCCACUUAGCAACUUGCUAAUGGCCACCUCUGUGCCUUCUGAUCCCUGGGCGCCAAUAUCCUCCUGCCCUUACCAUCCUUCCAGGCCCAACUUAAAUCCCACUUUCCCAUGAAGCCUAACUACGUGAACACCCCUACCCCCAUACCCAUUAGCAGUGAUUUUGCCCUUCCCUGUAAUGCUGUCCCACUUAUAACUGUGCUCUACUUAGCAUUCUCAGGGAUCAUACUUUAAUGUUUUCAGUAUGUCUCCGUUCUCCUACUAGAUUGUAUGUCCCUCAAGAGCAUGUUCUAUUUCUCUUCUAUCUGACAGAGCACUAUUAUACCUGACUUUCAGUAACUGUUAGCUGUGAUUGGUUAGCUGGUGGAUUUAAUUGAUUAAAAAAUUACAAUUGAAUGUA
Messenger RNA from Pongo pygmaeus (Bornean orangutan), 4565 nucleotides. RefSeq names its product glucosidase alpha, neutral C (gene GANC). Gene Ontology annotation, molecular function: carbohydrate binding; alpha-1,4-glucosidase activity. NCBI's taxonomy places the organism in Eukaryota, Metazoa, Chordata, Mammalia, Primates, Hominidae. The coding region runs from base 293 to 3037 and encodes 914 amino acids. The record is from RefSeq and is a predicted model, not a curated record. Gene Ontology annotation, biological process: N-glycan processing; carbohydrate metabolic process. The transcript has 24 exons.